CGCAACGGAACCUUCCCCCCAGGCUGGCCAAGCGCCUGCCGUUGGAAGGGCUCGUGUGGCCCGACGCCGGCCAGGCUGCGCUAAAGGGGACUCGGCCAGGGCGGCCGUUCCGCACGUGGGCUUCGCCUCUCCUCUGCCCGGCGCGCCCCUGCCAUGAUCAUGAAGGAGGCCAGCGACUCCAAGGACCAGCAGCUGACGGUGGCCCUUCGCAUACGGCCGAUCAGCAUGGCAGAGCUGGACGAAGGAGCCACACUCAUAGCCCACAAAGUGGAUGCUCAGAUGGUCGUCCUGAUGGAUCCAAUGGAGGACCCCGAUGAUGUGCUACGCGCUAACCGCUCUCGGGAGAAAUCCUACAUGUUUGAUGUUGCCUUUGAUUUUGCUGCUACACAGGAGAUGGUCUACCGUGCCACCACCAAGGGCCUCAUAGAAGGUGUCAUCUCUGGAUACAAUGCUACUGUUUUUGCCUAUGGCCCCACUGGGUGCGGAAAGACCUAUACCAUGCUUGGCACUGACAAUGAACCUGGAAUCUAUGUACGGACGCUCAACGAUCUUUUCCAUUCUAUUGAGGAGACCAGCAACGACAUGGAGUAUGAAGUGUCCAUGUCCUACCUAGAGAUCUACAACGAGAUGAUCCGGGACCUGCUCAACCCUUCCCUUGGCUACCUGGAUCUGCGUGAAGAUUCCAGGGGUAUAAUCCAAGUGGCCGGUAUUACUGAGGUGUCCACCAUCAACGCGAAAGAGAUAAUGCAGCUGCUGAUGAAGGGCAAUAAGCAGCGGACCCAAGAGUCCACAGCGGCCAACCGGGCUUCCUCACGCUCCCACGCUGUGCUGCAGGUCACCGUGCGCCAGAAGAGCCGCAUUAAGAAUAUUAUGCAGGAGGUGCGCGUGGGCCGACUCUUCAUGAUUGACUUAGCUGGCUCUGAGCGGGCCUCGCAGACACAGAACCGUGGGCAGCGAAUGAAGGAGGGCGCUCACAUCAACCGCUCCCUGCUGGCUCUUGGCAACUGUAUCAACGCUCUCAGCGACAGGGCAGGCGUCAAGUAUGUCAAUUACCGGGACAGCAAGCUCACUCGCCUUCUCAAGGACUCACUUGGUGGGAACAGCCGGACGGUGAUGAUAGCUCAUAUCAGCCCUGCCAGCAGUGCCUUCGAGGAGUCACGGAGCACCCUGACCUAUGCCGAGCGUGCCAAGAGUAUCCGCACCACAGUAAAGCGUAAUCUUCUUAAUGUCUCCUAUCACAUCGCCCAGUACACGAGCAUCAUUGCUGACCUUCGGAGUGAGAUCCAGAGGCUACAGCGGAAGAUCGAGCAGCAAGAGCCGCGCCCAUUGCGACCUGACAUCCGUAGUAUUCAAGCCGAAGUGCAGCUCCAUGGCAACCCCUUUGAGAGGCAGGAGAUGGACCAGCUGAGAGAACAGCUGAUUAGCACCUUCCGGGAACAGAUGGAGGUGCGGCGCCACCUCAUGGAGCUGGAAAACAAUUACAUGGAGAUCCAAAUUGAGAGCUCCCGCCACCUGAUCACCAUUUCCAACUGGGACCAGGAGAAGACACGCCGUGCCCAGAAAUGGCAAGAAGAACAAAGGAAAGAGAGCUACAGGAAAGACGAAUGUGAGAAGGAUUCUGACACCGGCGACGAGUUGUCAGAUGUUCCAGAGCCACAAGAAGUGACAUUAGCUAGGGAACAUAUCGCCGCCCUCCAGGAGGAGCAAGAUAAACUUCACAAACAGAAGGCUGAGCUGGAGAGGAGGUUCUGGGAGGUGCAGCAGCGUGGCCACCGGCUAGAGGAGGCCUUGCCGUGGCGCAUCAGCUCUGAAGAACAGCGGGAGGUCCUGAGCCUACUGUGCAAGGUACAUGAGCUAGAAGUGGAGAACACAGCCAUGCAGUCGGGGGCCCUGCUCAAGGACAACCUCAUCCGGCACCAGGAGCGAACUGUGCGCCGCUUCGAGCGCCACUGGAACCUUUGCCAUCGCAUCAUUCAUGAACAAAGGCGGUUCAUUCACGAGUCUCAGCUGUUGGUGCCAUCCCACCUGGAAGAAAUGUACCAAACUUACUUGCAUGAACUGGAGGAGGGCAGUUUGGACCGUGUGGCUGCCAUUGACCGUGCCGCUGCUAGAGCCUUGAAGGACACAUCGGUGGCAAAGCUCCCCCCUCUCGCGGUGGAAACCAUCCUGGACUCAGACCAAGAGAGUGUCAAGACCCUGGGCUCUGAGCAUCAGCAGCUACCACAGCGAGAUUCUCGGAGGAGCAUUCUCCCUCCCCUCGUUCCCGAGACAGACAGCAGUGAAGCCAGUCAGGUAUUCAAGACCAGUUCUCGGGCCAGGCAGUUGAAGAAUUCAGCAGUAGUGACACCACCUCCUAUCCACGUCAACGGCGUGAUCAGCCAAGAGUACCUACCCCGAGACAGUCUGGUUAGCUUGGGUAGCCAACGAAAUUCUUCCCCCGACAGCAGCGAUCACUGCUCUGACGGCAUCCUGACACGUGGAGAGCGCAAGGCGAUAGUGUGCGGCACCAAGAGCAUUGCUGUGAAGGCUGCCCGCCGCCGCUCCCGAGUGCUGGAAUCUGACCGCCUGAACCUGCUGGAGCCCACCAAGGAGUGCAGCAGCCUAUCCCUACACUCGCUAAGUGAGAGCGAGGACCCCUUGUGCCGGGAGACGCCUGCCCUCUGCCAGCCAACCAGCCCCAGCCUGCAACAUGCUGUCAGUGAGGACAACCUGUCCAGCAGCACGGGGGAAACUGUCCCAGGAAGGCAUGCCCCCCGGCACUCCCCUGGACCCUGGCUCCGGGUGAACAAAAAGGGGGGCAAGAAGCAGGAGAAGAAGGAGGAAUCACUAGAAGCCAAGAGGAGGAAGCGGAGGUCACGGUCCUUUGAGGUCACUGGCCACAGGCUCCCGUGUCUGAAGAACAACAUUGCCCACCACCAUCCACUAGAAAGCAAUUCUGAGCACAAGAUAAUGGCUGCAGGAGGGUCGUCCAACACUCGAGCCAUUGGAAAAGCUGCAGUGCAGUUAUCUAGAGUGAGACUACUGCAGGCCCAGCCCUCAUCAGGCCCCACUGAGACUUCUCCUCUCUUUGUCUCCUCCAACCAAACUGGUAUAUCCAAGAAAGUGACCUAUCCCAGCCACCGUCCACGUUUGAACUAUAUCACAGUGAAUGGGGCCAACGCUAACAGCAAGGACGGCAGAAACCGACGAUGUCAAGAACAGAGGUUAUAAACCUCUAGAGAUGUGUUUGGUGCCCACUCAGGAAGCAAAGCAGGAAGAGUCAUUGUGAGAAGACGGUUGCCGCACAAAUGGCCGUGGCAACCCAGAAGAAUGCACUGGAGUUUCUGGCUGCAGGUGUUACUGUCAAGAUUUUCUCUUGCCUUGAACGUGUUUCAGCUCCAAGAGAAGAUACCCCAGGUUGAACUAAGUAACUCCUUAGAUGGUCAGGACCAUGUACCCCCAGAGGUAUCUAUUGUCUUCUGUAACAAGGACUGAACUGGAAAAGCCCUUUCUCUGCAAGCACAAACUCUCUGCUUAGUUUUAAACAGAAGCACUUGCAGCUCUGUUGUGCCCUUGUGCUAGAGGGCGGAGAAUACCACACAACUUCUGCUCAAUCUAUAAAGAGACUGGUCGCCCCAUGCUGUGUGUGUGCACUAAAUUUUUGCAUCACAUUAAGUAGUUGAAUACAU
Messenger RNA from Eublepharis macularius, 3668 nucleotides. RefSeq names its product kinesin family member 19 (gene KIF19). The record is from RefSeq and is a predicted model, not a curated record. Bases 154 to 3210 code for a protein of 1018 amino acids. The transcript is spliced from 20 exons. NCBI's taxonomy places the organism in Eukaryota, Metazoa, Chordata, Lepidosauria, Squamata, Eublepharidae. Gene Ontology annotation, biological process: microtubule-based movement. Gene Ontology annotation, molecular function: ATP binding; microtubule binding; microtubule motor activity.